AACCACAUAGCACUGCUUACCGCCGCCUUCUCAUCGUUGGCCAACUCUCCUCCACCUCCGGCUCGCAAAUCAUCUUUGCUCGCCAGUUCUUCGUCAUGUGAGUUCAUCCCAACUGUCGAAGUCGAGCUCCCUCCGGCCAUUACUAGUUGCCGCUGCAGACUGCCAUCACCGUUCCUCAUCUUCCCACCGAACCCGUCGCACUCUUUUCCUAGGUGGAGCAACUGCAUGAAAGGAAAAUGGAGAGAUGAGGAAGAGGAUGAUGUCGAUGCAUUCUCGAUUUUGUUGCUUGAUGGAAGGAAAUUCAAUGGAUAUAGCAAGGUUUAGGAAAUCGAAGAAGCUUUAAGAAGCAGAAGAAAUGGAUCCAAUUGCUCCAACCAUUUACAAAGCUAGUAUAGUAUUAAGUAGCUUGUAUCAAGAGUCAAGAUAACUGUUUUUUAUUUUGUAAAGCAUAUUGACAGGAUACAUUUUUUUUGGUGAAUACAGAAAA
Linum tenue is the source of this 487-nucleotide messenger RNA. Lineage: Eukaryota; Viridiplantae; Streptophyta; Magnoliopsida; Malpighiales; Linaceae. The record is from the annotation of a GenBank genome assembly.